Messenger RNA from Cyprinus carpio (common carp), 1829 nucleotides. RefSeq lists its product as uncharacterized. The record is from RefSeq and is a predicted model, not a curated record. Lineage: Eukaryota; Metazoa; Chordata; Actinopteri; Cypriniformes; Cyprinidae. The transcript is spliced from 4 exons. The coding region runs from base 33 to 869 and encodes 278 amino acids.
UCCUUCUAUGAACUGUUCUCACACAUGAAGAGAUGGAGAUAACAGUGAUGGAGGGAGAAUCUGUCACUCUAAAGCCUGCUAGAAAAAUAAAGAAAGAUGAUUUGAUUGAGUGGCUGUUUGGAGAUAGAGAGCAGCAGACUCUCAUAGCUGAAAUCAAAGGAAAGACCGGAGAGAUCUUAACACGUGAUGAUGUUGCUGAUGAGAUAUUCAGAGACAUACUGAAGCUGAACAAGACGACUGGAUCUCUGACCAUCACAAACACCAGAACUGAACACUCUGGAGUCUAUAAACUACAGAUCAGAUCCAGCAGUGGGGAUUCAGAACAGACAUUUAUUGUCACUGUCAUUGUCAAACUGACAGAUAAAGUGGAGGAGAAAUUACUGGACGAGGGAGAUUCUGUCACUCUAAACCCUGAUACUGAAAUACAGAGAGAUGAUCUGAUCCUGUGGAUGUUUGGAGAUCAAGACAAAGUCAUAGCUCAAAUCAAAGGAGGGACUCCAGAAACAUAUGAUGAUGUUAAUAAGAGAUUGAGAGACAGACUGAAGCUGGACAAGACUGGAUCACUGACCAUCACAGACAUUGUAGCUGAACACACUGGACUCUAUAAAGUACUGAUCAUCAGCAGCAGAGGAAAGACCUUGGUCAAGAAAUUCAAGGUUUCAAUACAAUUGUGGUAUGAGGAAGUAAGGUAUGUGGAAGUGACUGCGGGAGAUUCUGUCCGUCUAAACACUGGUCUUACUGAAAUACAGAGAGGUGAUGAGAUAGAGUGGAGGUUUGGAGAUGAAAACUCUCUCAUCGCUGAAAUCAGAGGAGGGACUGGAGUGACACAUGAGGUCCUGAUGAGAGAUUCAGAGACAGACUGGAGCUGAACAAGAAGACUGGAGAUCUGAUCAUCAAGAACUCUACAUAUGAACAUGCUGGACGUUAUACACUGAAGAUCCGCAGGAGUGAAGGAAAUAAAAACUGGAAAUUCAUUGUUACUGUCAGGGAAAAGCGAGUGAAUAAAUCAGUGACUGUAGAGAUGCCGCUUUUGAAUGAAGAGGAUCCUGAUGAAGUGAAUGAGCAGCAGGGGAUGUUCUCAUUUAAAUCAUAUAGGCGUAAGCGCCGCCAUACCCGUUUGAGCUUUUUAGCAUUAGCUGCAGAAAGACGUCUACAAUCCAGUCUAGAGAAAGAGAGAAAUGGAAUUUUGUUGAGCUGUUAAAUUUGCAUGUAAAAAACUUAUUUGGUUUUAGAUGAACCAACAAAAUGUUUAUCAAAAACUUUCAUGUCAUUUUAAUAAUGUUACACUUCAUACCUGUUACUCCAUUUAGCAUAAUACUAGUUUGACUCAGUUUUGAUUUUGUGUGAUUGUCAGAAAGUGUCAUAUAGUGUAUGCUUUUUAUAAGACGUUUUACCACAGCAGUAUUUAUCUAAUCAUUGUAUUCUCUGUUUUUAUAUAAUUAACACCAGUACCAGAUUAAUGUUGAUGUUCAGUCUUGAUCACAGUCUGUUUCCAAAGCUGAGAUCACAUGACCUUCUCUUCAGUGUGUAUACCUUUGUUUUCAACCUGAGGCACUUAAAAAUUAGCUUUAUUGCACUUGUAGCAAAAAAAAAACAAAAAACUUUCGUUUAUUUCUAGUAGUCUUAUGAUACCACGUGCAUUUUGCUUUGCUUUAUUAAAUUUGUCAAAAGCAUCUGCUUGAUGAAUAAAUACUCAUGUAAGAUAUUGAUAUAUCGCUAAUCUUAAUGUUGUAUCAUUUCUGUCAACAUUUCUGUGGACAAACACUGAUACAGCUUUUGCUUCCUAACAACUGUUUAAACAUGCAACAUAUAAACAAUGUACCUAUAUA